GGAGAGCCAGCUGGAAAGCGAGUGAGCGGCAGAGGGAGAUAUCAGCGACUUCUCCGUGGAAAUGCCACAUAAAUAAGCUGCGACCGUCUGGACGAGCUAAGCAAUGCGGAAUUCCCGGACUGUUUCCCAAGGCUGCUUGGAAUCGUGGAAAGGGACAGAAGCGUUAUCCUAAGCGCUCCUCACUUGCUUUUGCAUCGGGCAUCAGUCCAAUUAGUUAUUACGGCCUGAAGUAAUUACACAGAAAAGCUAAAACAGCUGAUAUAAUGGAAUAUUAACCUGCAUUUCAGCUGCAAUAUUCAAAUUAGAUUUUCUCAUCCUGAAAGAUUUUAUCAAGAGAUCGAGCACUGCAGCUACUAUGACGGUUUCGCUUUUCACACCAACCAUGGACUUCACGCCAAGAUGCCGAUCUACCGACGCACAGGUUACACUUCGCUAUCUUCCUGGCUUGAGUGCUACAGAUUAGAAAGUAAAAGCUUGUUCCUACAUUAACUUUAAAAAACGGAGUAAGCUUUUCAUGAAUAAAUAAAAUCUAACCGCGAGAAUUUGUAGAGAAUAUGGACGCUGGGCAAAGGUGGAUUAUUUGACUAAUCUCAAAAUGUUCACUGUGCUAUUGCUCUUUUAGUACAGUCUUGCUUGGGGUGAAAUGAAGUUUGUUAUAAUGUCUCCACUUGAAGACAUUAGUUUAAGUAUCUAAAUACGAAACAUCAGCAGCACGUGCAUUUUCUAUGAUUGGUGUGCUUCCCUGGCUGAAGGAUGAGCACGGACCUAGAACGCAUGUCUCUGAACUCCUCUUCUGUGGGGUCUCUGGGGUCAGCGGGACGAUCGCUCUCGGCCAACGUUAGGAAAUUGCACAAUGCACUGAACCUCUUGCUCAGCGACUUUGAGAGGGAACAGUUUAUUCAUUGCCUCAACAUUUACCACUCCAAAAGGAAUGUAUUUGACCUCGUACAGACGUUAAAAGUCAUACUGAAUACCCCAAGCAAAAAACAACUGCUCCCCAUGUUGCGGCUGGUUAUUCCCAGGUCCGACCAGCUUCUUUUUGAUCAGUACACUUCGGAAGGCCUCUACCUGAAAUCUGAUCUGCUGCCCAGUAAUGGAAACCCCGGAGAGCCGCUGCCGGCGGUUACCAGCACGCACGUCCAGCCUGCCCACUCGCCAGUUUUAGUUCAGCCGCACAGAGGCUCGCCGGACAGCUUCAGCACUUGUAGCGACGGGACAGCUCCCAUUAGUGAGAUUCGACAAGUGUGCCUCAAACGUCACAAGAGCAAUGAAGGUCUUGGUUUUAGCAUCCGAGGAGGCUCUGAGCACCGGGUUGGAAUUUACGUGUCUCUUGUGGAACCGGGAUCUCUGGCCGAAAAAGAAGGACUCCGAGUCGGAGAUCAGAUUCUAAAAGUGAACGACAAAGUGCUCGAGGGGGUCACUCAUGCGGAGGCUGUCAAGGUUCUGAAGGGCUCCAAGAAGCUGUCCUUGUCUGUCAGGUCAGUUGGACGAAUCCCAGGAGGAUAUGUGACCAAUCAUGUGUACACGUGGGUUGAUCCCCAGGGCCGAAGUGUGUCACCGCCAGCAGAUCUCAUUGAACACCACAGUGCCUCAUUGAGGAGGUCUAACAGUGAGCGACGAAGCAACUUACAUCUCCUUCAGGAUGGAGAUGAGAAAAAGGUGAACCUGGUUCUGGAUAAUGGUCGCUCCCUUGGUCUGAUGAUCCGGGGUGGGGCAGAGUAUUCUCUAGGAAUCUACAUUACAGGAGUAGACAGAGGGUCUGCUGCUGACUGUGGAGGGCUCAAGGUUGGGGAUCAGAUUCUUGAAGUGAAUGGACGCAGUUUUUUUAAUAUUCCUCACGAUGAAGCUGUAAGCAUCCUCAAGUCCUCAAGACAUCUGAUGAUGACAAUAAAGGAUGUGGGCCGACUGCCGCAUUCUAGGACCAUCGUAGAUGAGACCAAGUGGAUCUCAAGUUGUGACACAGAUAGCUCUUCUACUAGCAGUGUGAUGGGAUUGCCACUGGAACAUCCUUCGGUUACACCUGCUAAGGCAGUAUUCUACAGAGGAGUGGCCGGAUCUCAAGUGACACUGUCCAGCCUUAUUAACCAGUCACGUGUUAUGUUGGAGGAGCAGGCCAGACAUCUUCUCAAUGAACAGGAGCGCCAGACCAUGGCCUACUACUUGGAUGAGUACAAAGAUAGUCACAUUGGCAUUGAGGCCCUCGUGAUGGCACUGUUUGAGCUGUUCAACACUCAUGCCAAGUUUUCACUGCUGUCGGAUGUGCGAGGUCUAGUACUGCCCAAGGACCUGGAUCGCUUUGAUAGCUUGGUCUUGAAGAGAGAGAUUGAUUCCCUGAAAGCACGACAGAAUGUUAACUUGGAGACUGGUGCUGAUUCCUACUCUGUGGCAUCACAUGCUGACACCCUGACCUCCACGGGUACUUACUUAACAUCCACAACGCUCAGCUCUGCUCGGAAUGACAGCAUGCUUGAUGGAGCCAGUGAUUGCCCACAGGAGACUGUUGACAGCCUGCCCGAUAUUUCCUUGGAUGACGUCCAGUCAUACAUUGAAGCUCCCCCCCCUUUCAAACCCCCACCACCCCCACUGGUCACCUCCAGCAUUCUCCAACGACGACCAAGCCAGAAGGAGCAGUCCAAAAGGUCAUCAUCGGAGUCUUCGCAGUCAGGACUCUUCUUCACUGCACCUCACAACCACAGUCCCAGUGCUUCCCCCAAGAGUGAGAGCCCUUCCAUUUAUACAGUAUCCAGCAGUGGGGACUCCCUAGUCAGUAUAGCUCAUGGCAAAAGGGAACUGACUGCCCAGCUGUCUCUGAUACACCAGCAUCCUAUUGGACCAUUUCCUCGUGUCCAGUCCCCCAGCCAAGUUAAACCACUGCCUUCUUCCUCUUCUCGCUCACCCAGUCCUCCUCCAGCUCCAUCUCAUCCAGCUCCUGCCCCACCCAGCCCUGACAGACCAUUGCCACACUCAUCUCCCAUCUCCUCUGCAACCAAUCAGCAUUUCGUCAUGGUGGAGGUGCAUCGCCCAAAUAGUGAGCCAGACGUCAAUGAAGUCAGACCUCUGCCACAGCCUAGAGCUGCAACGUUAUCUCAGCUGUCAGACAGUGGGCAGACCCUUAGUGAGGACAGCGGAGUGGACAUUGGAGAAGCAGCAGUCAACAGCAAAGACAACAGUCCCUUGCCUGUGAAGAAUCGGGGCAGCAGCAGCAGCAGCAAACAGAGUGGGAGUGUGGAGGCUAAGUCAGAGCCAACACUCAAACCUCCUGGCUUGUUGGAUCCCACUUCAACACUGAUACGAGUGAUGAAGUCAGCCUCUACACUUGGCAUUGCCAUUGAAGGUGGAGCCAACACACGCCAACCAUUGCCUCGUGUGGUAACCAUUCAGAGAGGUGGAUCAGCACAUGCCUGUGGCAAAUUGAAGGUGGGUCAUGUCAUCCUGGAGGUGAACGGUGUCUCACUACGUGGGAAGGAACACAAGGAUGCAGCCCGCAUGAUUGCAGAAGCAUUCAAAACCAAAGAGCGAGACUACAUUGAUUUCCUUGUGACAGAAUUUAAUGUGGCCCUUUAGCAGAAGGUGUUGUUCCUUCAUGACUCUCCACCAUCCAUCAAGGGGAUAUGGAUGAAAUGCAAUCCUAGGUACUGAAUCUGGGCUCCAGUCCUUAGAGAUAUAAUCCUUAAAUAUAAUCCUUACAAGGGUGUACAGCAAAUUAGAAUCCCUCACUGAGCCCUGAAUGAACUUCUUGUUGCUCCCUUUUUUCCUUGGACAACAUAGCAUGGUACUGAAGAAGAGCAAAAGAUUUGCUGUAUUAUACUUCCUAGCAGGAAGCAGUGAAGAUUCUAAUUGGACAACUCAAAACCUAUGGGCUUUGUCAGCACUGUGUGUGCAGUGGAUGCACUCAUAGCCUCAGAUAAUAGAACCCAGAGCUGCUUGAAUGCAUGCCUGGAGGACCCUGGAGUUGACCCAGCUCCUAGUUCUCUGUCUAGUUUUCAUCACAUUAUAAAGCUUCUUUGUAAAAGCAGUAUAUGUUUAUGACAAAAAUGACAUCCAAGGGUCUAACUGGCUACCUUAAAGACCUAAAUUAUGAGAUCACAUGUAAAAUUAAUUCAGAUGCAAAAACUCUUCAAGAUUGGAUUGUGAGAGUAGCUUGUACGUGACAUUGCAGUAUCUCUGUGUGCCUAGUAUUAUUUCAUGUGGGAUUCAACAGAAUAUAUUAAUAUGUGGUGCAUAGGCCCACUAACAGGCUUAGUAUAGCCAAGUUCCCAUAAUCCCAGACAAAGAUGAAAUGUGAGCUGUGUGAUGACAUUAGGGGUCCAGUUAGGUGAACAGCUUGACAGGCUUUAUCCAGAAUUCUGAAAAUCAAGAUCAAGGAGUCAUUUAGUUUUCUAGACAAUUCAAUUGAACUAGUGAGGCACUGUACACAUAUGAGCUUUGCGCUGCUUCUGUGGUGUUCCUCAUAACUCUGGAUGCUGGCACUGCCUCCAGGGGAUGUAACUGCUGCUGCCAUUGCACUCUGCAAUAUUUCAGCUCUUAUUUUAUAAUGUCUCACAUCAAUAAAGAUCAGUGAUGUCUAGCUCACUCACUUCCCACCCCCUUCUGUGAAUUUUUUUAAUGUUUUUCUGCGGGCAUCCCCUUGUCUGCAUCGCAAAUGAAGCAGCACUGUAUAUUGCAGACCACAACCCAUGAAAUGGGAGUCCUAUCCUGGCAAGAGCCACCAAUGUGUGUAUCAAAGACACGUCUGGCUGAACUUGCUGGUAAGCAAUUGUGAUUGCAUUCAUUUUUUUUUAUUAUUUUCCCCUCAUAAUCAAGUUUUUCUAAUUCCAGUGCAACUGGAACUACAGUAUAUACUAAUGAGGAGACAUACAUUUAAUAAAGAAGUUACAAAUUAUGUCCAAUGAGUAUAUGGUGAUGCGCUGUACAUGUGAAAUAUACAAUACUCAGGAGGAGACAGCAUAUGAAUGAUGUCUUUGGAGCACACAGUCCUGUAUUAGCAACUUGUAAUAACCAUUUGUAAAGGGGAUAAGUGAGGUGCUUAGAGUGUAAUGUUAUGAUGUUCUAGAAGAGAUCUGUGCAGUUGUUUUGAAUAAAUGGACUGGGAUUGGUGCUCUGAAAAGGCACUAUUUUUACCAUCUUGAAAUAAAUACAAGUUUAGAAGUGCAGGACUACAACAGCUUUCCUAGGAGCACAGGGCACAUUUGAAAGCCACAGUUGGUGCCAAGAGUGCUGCAUGCUGCUAAAGAAACCCCCACCCAACCACACACCGCACCCCCCCCACCACCAUGAAGUGCCUCAUUAUUACUGCCUCCUUUAUUCUUGCAACAUUUCUUUUUGUUUUAGAGCCCCAUCCCCUUUCCAUGCUCUGCUUUGCUGUCCUGUACAGUUUAGUAAGAAGCUUUGUAAACUGCUGAUGUAGUCUUGGCAUUUAUACAGAAUUAGUGCAUUUUAAUUUUCCAAUAAAGAGAACUCGCAA
Messenger RNA from Polypterus senegalus (gray bichir), 5464 nucleotides. RefSeq names its product whirlin a (gene whrna). The coding region runs from base 754 to 3564 and encodes 936 amino acids. The record is from RefSeq and is a predicted model, not a curated record. NCBI's taxonomy places the organism in Eukaryota, Metazoa, Chordata, Cladistia, Polypteriformes, Polypteridae. Gene Ontology annotation, biological process: auditory receptor cell stereocilium organization; sensory perception of sound. The transcript is spliced from 12 exons. Gene Ontology annotation, molecular function: protein binding. Gene Ontology annotation, cellular component: photoreceptor inner segment; cilium; plasma membrane.